AUGGGAAUCACCUCGUCCGUCUCUGCCCUCCCCUUCCCUUCCCCCCCUCCCCCAGCCGCUGGGUAUCCACAGCCCAGGGCCUGCCGGUUGGCCCUCGGGCAGCUCCUAGGCGCGCAUUGCGCGAAAGGUUGUCGAGGAGAGGACUCUCGCGCCCAUCAGGUCGGCAAUCUGGAUUUUGAAGCCAGAGUACCCGUUCCCUUCAGCAUCUUCCCUUCGUCUUACAAGGACGAUAAGACAGCUGAGGUAGAGACGACCACUCAGACCCAUCAGGAGGUCCAGAUCAACCUCCCUGACAAGAAAGCCGGACGGGAAGGUCAAUACUCUUCCUCGCAGGCCUCUGUUAACCUUCCUCCUCGCCGCGAGCAACGCUACAGCGAAGAAGAGGUCCAUAUCACACGUGAAGAGGAACGUUACCGCCGUCCCGGUGUCCACCGCGAGUACUACGAAGAACACAGACCUGCUAGCAGCUUUGGCGAGACCUACGUCGAAGUUGAUCACCAGCACCGUCCCUCGUACACUGCUAUUGACCAGAUCGAGCGCGAGUACCGCAGCCGAUACCAGCCUACCUACCAGGAGGAAGUUCGCGUAACCGGUUCUACCGUUGACGCCCCCAGCCACCACACUCGUCCCGUCUACGACGAGCAGAUCCGUGUCGAGACUACCGUCGACGCAUCCAAGCCUGGUCCUUCUUACCACAAGGAGACCAAGAUCGUUGAGGAGACCGUAGAGUAUCCUCGCUCCGUUCACUCAGGCGCACAAAAGUCUAGAAUGGGAUAUUACGACGAACAGGGCCACUACCACUCGUUCCGUCACGGUCUUCACAAGAUGGCCGACAAAGUUUUCCACCACGACCACGACCGUGUUGAGGUCAGAGAGGUUCGGGAGCGUUCCCGACCCAUCUCGCAGCCUGCACCUGUCCCCAACACCGUCACCAUCCCUUGCCACCACAUCCGCAUGGGUGAUAUCUUGAUGCUGCAGGGCCGCCCUUGCCAGGUCAUCCGUAUCUCGACCUCUGCUGCCACUGGCCAGCACCGCUACCUCGGUGUCGAUCUGUUCACCAAGCAGCUGCAUGAGGAGUCUUCCUUUGUCUCCAACCCCGCUCCCAGCGUUGUUGUCCAGACCAUGCUUGGUCCCAUCUUCAAGCAGUACCGUGUCCUGGAUAUCCAGGACGGUACCGUUGUUGCCAUGACCGAGACUGGUGAUGUCAAGACUGGUGUCCCCGUGACCGACCAGUCUGGUCUCUGGAGCCGUCUGUCCAAGGCUUUCGAGUCUGGUCGUGGCAGCGUCCGUGUGCUUGUUCUCAACGACGGUGGCCGUGAGCUUGUUGUUGACGUCAAGACCAUCCACGCCUCCAACCUGUAA
This is a messenger RNA of Pestalotiopsis fici W106-1, 1362 nucleotides long. RefSeq lists its product as uncharacterized. Bases 1 to 1362 code for a protein of 453 amino acids. The record is from RefSeq and is a predicted model, not a curated record. The transcript is spliced from 4 exons. Gene Ontology annotation, biological process: positive regulation of translational elongation; positive regulation of translational termination. Lineage: Eukaryota; Fungi; Ascomycota; Sordariomycetes; Amphisphaeriales; Sporocadaceae. Gene Ontology annotation, molecular function: ribosome binding; RNA binding; translation elongation factor activity.